AUGUCGAUGAAAGCGAAACACUCACUGACAGUCGGCUCGACACUGGGUCAUUUUGCGGGGAUCGUUGACUGCGAGUUGCACCGCGUUAACAUCGUCUAUUUAGUGCGGGGGUAUCACAUGGGGUACUCCUUGGCUGUGGCCACUUACCUUCUUCUUGUGGCCCUCACGUUUCUCCUUCCGACCGAGCGGCCUGUGUAUGUCGGUGUCUUGCCCUUCAUUGCACGCUGCGUCACUGUGCUCAUGGUUGCGGGGGGUCUCUUUCGCACCACCGGCGGAGUCUUUACGCGACGAAAACACCAAGAAGAAUGGUUCCUAGGCAAUGCGAAGGAUUUCCUGUAUUUUCUCUUAGAUAAUGCAUCGUUUUCCAAGCUGGGGUACACGCUGUUGGUGUUGGAGGUCAUGGCGCAGCUUGGCAACGUGCUUCGCGGGUCAGCGUGUGUUUGCGUGGUGUUGUUGCUGUGGUUAGCCUGGCUGUUGCUUAGGAUGAAGCGCGGGGUCGUGGGUGACGUAAGUUGA
Molecule: messenger RNA, 516 nt
Organism: Trypanosoma conorhini
Lineage: Eukaryota; Euglenozoa; Kinetoplastea; Trypanosomatida; Trypanosomatidae
Exons: 1
Coding region: 1-516 (171 amino acids)
Source: RefSeq, a predicted model, not a curated record